UUAGCCCAGCUAGUUGGCAUUGUAUAUUUCAUGCAGCUCGUUAACUUUCACUUCGGUUACAAGGGGCGGAGACAAAGGCAAAUCGCAAUACGAUUUCAAGAAAAGAUCAGGAUCGGGAUCAGGAUCUCAAGAGCGGGAAUCGAGAUCGGCAUUAAGAUCGGGAGUGAUGUGAAUACGAUACAAACGCCAAGAGAAUGGCAUCCAAAUACGAGCGCAUACUGAGCGAUUGCAGGGCGAAGAACGUGCUGUGGGAAGACCCCGAUUUCCCCGCGGUUCAGUCGUCCGUCUUCUAUUACCAAACGCCUCCGUUCACCUUCCAAUGGAAACGUAUCAUGGAUCUGGCGGACAAUGGAUCGGGAUCGGGAUCAGGAUCGCAACCUGUAUCUGCACCGGUGUUCCUCAACGAGACGGCCGAAUUCGAUGUGGUGCCUGGUAAAAUGGGUGAUCGCUGGCUGGUCUCCUGCCUGGGGCUGCUCAGUUCGCUGAGGAAUCUCUUCUACCGCGUGGUGCCCGCCGACCAGACCCUGACCAGUGCCCACGGGGUCUUCCGCUUCCGGUUGUGGUGGUGCGGCGAGUGGGUGGAGGUCCUGGUCGACGAUCGACUGCCCACCAUCAAUGGUCGCCUGGCCUUCAUGCAGCCACAGGCUUCGAAUUGCUUCUGGGCCGCUUUGUUGGAGAAGGCCAUUGCCAAGCUGCACGGCUCCUACGAGGCCCUCAAGUACGGCACCCGUUCGGAUGGACUCACCGAUCUCCUCGGCGGCGUUGUCCGGCAAAUGCCCAUCCUGGCGGACACCAUCCGGCCGCAGACUCUGAAGGAACUGCUGACCACCACCUGCAUCGUCACCUGUCUGGCGGACAAGAGCGCCUCCGUGGCCAAGAAGAAUCUCGCCGAGCGCAUGCCCAACGGGAUACUGGUGAACGUCAACUACAGACUCUCCAGCCUGGACAAGGUGAAGACCCUGAUGGGCGACUCGGUGCAACUGGUGUGCCUGAAGGACACGUUCUCGAGCAAGCCGUUUGGCGAGAAGACGCACUUCCUCGGCGACUGGGCGCCAUCGUCCAAGACGUGGGAGCGGGUCUCGCAGGUGGAGCGGGCGCGCCUCAUCCGCCAGCUGGGUCCCGGCGAGUUCUGGCUAUCGUUCUGCGACUUUGUGGAGAUCUUCACCAUCAUGGAGGUGGUGUACCUGGACACGGAGACGUCCAACGAUGAGGAGAUGCUCAAGAGUCGCCCGCUGCACUGGAAAAUGAAGAUGCACCAGGGUCAAUGGAAGCGAGGCGUCACCGCCGGUGGUUGUCGCAACCAUGAGUCCUUCCACAUCAAUCCCCAGCUGCUGAUUUCGGUGCAGGAUCAACAGGAUCUGGUGGUGGCGCUCAAUCAGCACACGGCCGUGGAACCCAAGGUCAUUGGCUUUACCAUGUACAACUGGGAUGGCGACUACAUGCUAAGCGAGUGCCUGCAAAAGGACUUCUUCAAGAACCACGUGAGCUUCCUGAACUCGGACUAUGGAAACACGCGGCACGUUAGCUAUCACACGCAUCUGGAGGCGGGUCACUAUGUGCUCAUACCCACCACCUAUGAGCCGGCGGAGGAGGCCCACUUCACGGUCCGCAUCCUGGGCACAGGAUCCUUUCGGCUCUCCUGCCUGGAGACGCAGACUAUGAUUCUGCUCGAUCCAUUUCCGGCGCUCAAGAGCACGGAUACCUCGGAUCGAUGCUCUGGUGGGGGGCAGAAGGUGAAGAGCGUGUGCCAGUAUGAGCCGGUCUACAUGCAGCUGGCGGAUGAGAACAAGACCAUCAACUGCUUCGAGCUCCAUGAACUCCUAGAGGCCUGUCUGCCCAAUGACUACAUCAAGGGUUGCGCCAACAUCGACAUUUGCCGGCAGGUGAUCGCCUUGCAGGACAGAAGCGGCAGUGGCAGGAUCACCUUCCAGCAGUUCAAGACCUUUAUGGUUAAUCUGAAGUCCUGGCAAGGCGUCUUCAAGAUGUACACCAAGGAGAAGGCGGGCAUCCUGCGGGCGGAGCGUCUGCGCGAUGCCCUCUGCGACAUUGGCUUCCAGCUGAGCACCGACAUCAUGAACUGCCUGAUCCAGCGAUACAUCCGCAAGGAUGGCACUCUGCGGCUCAGCGACUUCGUCUCGGCCGUCAUCCACCUGACCACCGCCUUCAAUCAGUUCCACCUGAAGAACUACAGCCAGGUGAAUGUGAUCGAGGUCCACCUGCACGACUGGAUAAAGAGCAUACUGAGCUGCUGAGCUUAUGGAACCCCUCUUUGGGUACCUUUUUUUUUGGAAAUCUCCAGAUUUCUUUUGUUUUAAAUAAGGAUGCUACAAGGAUCGAUCGCCAGUUUCGCUUGAUUUCUGUUUAUAUGGUUUCCUUCUCUCCAAUCCAAUAUAUCUUUAAUCUAUCAUUUUUUUUGUAAUCCUAAUCUUAAGAUUUCCUGGUUUAACCCUAGCUAACCCUUCCCAAA
Drosophila subpulchrella is the source of this 2467-nucleotide messenger RNA. It is a transcript of the gene CalpC, whose product is annotated as calpain-C. NCBI's taxonomy places the organism in Eukaryota, Metazoa, Arthropoda, Insecta, Diptera, Drosophilidae. Gene Ontology annotation, molecular function: calcium ion binding; calcium-dependent cysteine-type endopeptidase activity. Gene Ontology annotation, cellular component: cytoplasm. The transcript is spliced from 2 exons. Gene Ontology annotation, biological process: proteolysis. The record is from RefSeq and is a predicted model, not a curated record. The coding region runs from base 195 to 2252 and encodes 685 amino acids.